Molecule: messenger RNA, 1689 nt
Organism: Penicillium maclennaniae
Lineage: Eukaryota; Fungi; Ascomycota; Eurotiomycetes; Eurotiales; Aspergillaceae
Product: chaperonin-containing T-complex subunit CCT7
Exons: 6
Coding region: 1-1689 (562 amino acids)
Biological process (GO): protein folding
Cellular component (GO): chaperonin-containing T-complex
Molecular function (GO): ATP-dependent protein folding chaperone; ATP binding; ATP hydrolysis activity
Source: RefSeq, a predicted model, not a curated record
AUGGCCUUCGCCGGCCAAACACCCACGAUUGUCGUGCUGAAGGAAGGCACCGACGCUUCCCAGGGCAAGGGUCAGAUUAUCUCUAACAUCAACGCAUGUGUUGCCGUUCAGUCAACGGUCAAGAGCACCUUGGGCCCGUACGGUGGUGACCUCCUGCUUGUUGACGCCAACGGCAGACAAACCAUUACGAACGAUGGAGCUACUGUGAUGAAGCUUCUCGAUAUUGUGCACCCCGCCGCCCGCAUUCUCACGGACAUCGCCCGAUCCCAAGAUGCUGAAGUCGGUGACGGAACAACCUCGGUGGUUGUCCUGGCCGGUGAGAUUCUCAAGGAGGUGCGAGAUCUCGUCGAGCAGGGUGUGAGCUCGCAGACGAUCAUCAAGGGUCUGCGGAGAGCCGGCGCCAUGGCCGUCAACAAGGUCAAGGAAAUUGCGGUGGACAUGAUCGAGUCGGCAGAGAAUGAGGAUAAGAAAAUUGAGACGCUGCGGCGGUUAGCCGCUACGGCCAUGAACAGCAAGCUUAUCAAGCGGAAUUCGGACUUCUUCACAAAAAUGGUUGUCGAUGCCGUCCUCAGUUUGGAUCAGGAUGAUCUCAACGAGAAGUUGAUCGGUGUGAAGAAGAUUACCGGUGGUGGCCUUCAGGACUCCCUUUUCGUCAACGGUGUCGCUUUCAAGAAGACUUUCUCCUACGCCGGUUUCGAGCAGCAGCCCAAGCACUUCAAGGACCCGAAGAUAGUUUGCUUGAAUGUCGAGCUGGAGUUGAAGAGUGAGAAGGACAACGCGGAGGUUCGUGUGGAACAGGUCUCUGAGUACCAGGCCAUCGUCGACGCGGAAUGGCAGAUCAUCUUUAACAAGCUCGAUGCGAUCUACAAGACUGGCGCGAAGGUUGUACUGAGCAAGCUGCCCAUUGGUGAUCUUGCGACUCAGUACUUUGCGGACCGUGACAUCUUCUGUGCUGGCCGCGUUGCGUCUGAUGAUAUGGACCGUGUAUGCCAGGCCACCGGCGCUGCUACCCAGUCGACCUGCAGUGACAUCCAGGAGCGCCACUUGGGUACCUGCGGCGCGUUCGAGGAGAAACAAAUUGGUGGAGAGCGCUUCAACCUCUUCUCUGAGUGCCCUGCUGCCAAGACCUGCACUCUCGUCCUGCGUGGUGGUGCUGAGCAAUUUAUUGCCGAGGUGGAGCGCAGUCUGCACGACGCCAUCAUGAUCGUCAAGCGUGCUCUCCGCAACACCACCAUCGUUGCUGGUGGAGGUGCCACUGAAAUGGAACUGUCCAGCCACCUGCACGGCUUCGCCGACCGCAAUGUGCCUCACAAGCAGCAGGCUGUGGUCAAGGCAUUUGCCAAGGCUCUGGAGGUUAUCCCCCGCCAGCUUUGCGACAACGCCGGCUUCGAUGCCACCGACGUUCUGAACCGCCUGCGUGUGGAGCACCGCAAAGGCAACACCUGGGCCGGCGUCGACUUUGAUAACGAGGGUGUCCGCGAUAACAUGGCUGCUUUCGUGUGGGAGCCCAGUCUGGUUAAGGUUAAUGCCAUCCAGGCUGCCGUUGAGGCUGCUUGCCUGAUCUUGAGCGUGGACGAGACAAUCAAGAACGAAGAGUCGGCUCAGCCCGGCGCUCCCCAGCGUGGUCUUCCCCCGGGUGCUGCCCAGCGGGCUCUUAGGGGCCGUGGCCGCGGCAUGCCCCGUCGCUGA